UUGUAGCAGAGUAGCAGUUAUUAAUCCUUCCAGAUCUUUCUCAAGGUUUCUCUUCCAAUAAAACAGAAGGCAAAACGAAGGCAGGGGAACCGUCAGAUUGAAAUACCAAGUGGCCAUCGAACGGAGCCCCAUCACCCACCAAUGUCUUCCAAAGUAAUUACCCCACUCGCCACCUGACAGCUAACACUUGCCCUUCCACAGUUCCACUUCUCACUUCCCUCCCCUUAUCUUCCUCUCUUCAAUCUUCAUUUUCCUCUCCAAAAUGGCCACUGUCUUUAGAACCCCCAUUCUCCGGCCAGUUAUCCUGCCGCCGCGCUCCUCCUCUUCUUCCGCCGCCGCCGCCACCAAGCCCUCAUGCGUUGCCUUUCCCUCUUUCAGACAAACUGCUACCCGCAGAAGGACCACUUUGCGGUUCCCUUCAAUUCCUUCCCUGCGCUUCACGAAGUUCGCCCCUUUCGCUUUCGAAGGAGACACCGAGGCCUCGCCUCAAGUUCAAGAACCUGAGCUUCAGCUUGAGGAUGGUGCUGUUGAUGUAGAGGACAGUGCUGGCCAUAAUGAGGUUAGUGAGGCUGAUGAAAGUGAGGAAUCUUCACCCUUGCAAGAGUUACUGCAAUCUUACAAAGAAGCGGUAGCUAAUAAUAAUGAAGCCAUAGUUGCCGAGCUGGAAUCAUAUUUGAAGUCCAUUGAAGAUGAGAAAAUAGGUCUUGAAAGGAAAAUAGCUUCGUUAUCUGCAGAGUUAUCAAUAGAGAAGGAUAGGAUUCUAAGGAUUAGUGCAGACUUUGACAAUUUCCGGAAGAGAACCGAGAGAGAUCGCCUUUCUCUGGUCACUAAUGCACAGGGGGAAGUUAUGGAGAGCUUGUUGCCUGUAUUGGAUAAUUUUGAGAGAGCAAAAACUCAGAUCAAGGUGGAGACAGAAGGAGAGGAGAAAAUAAACAACAGCUAUCAGAGCAUAUAUAAACAGUUCAUGGAAAUUCUUACUGCACUUGGAGUUGAACCAGUUAAGACAGUUGGAAAACCCUUUGAUCCAUUG
Arachis ipaensis is the source of this 1030-nucleotide messenger RNA. NCBI's taxonomy places the organism in Eukaryota, Viridiplantae, Streptophyta, Magnoliopsida, Fabales, Fabaceae. The record is from RefSeq and is a predicted model, not a curated record.